AAGCAGCAGCAGCCGUCGGUAGAUGGCGGUAACCCAAAGAAACCUGAUCCAGCGGCUCCUCGGCCGCUCCAGUCUCAGUUUGCAGCACUCGCGCUGAAGGCUCGGGAGCAGUUUGAAGGGCACCAGAAGACACGGGAGAGCUCUCGCGCGGCGGCCGCUCGACUUUUCUGUGCGCGCGGGGGACGGAACGCUGCAAAAGCAGAGAAGAACCGGGGCCACCACCAUGGAAGACAAACCGAAUUCGUUCUCCAGCAACAAGGAGGAGAAGGCGGACGGGAAUAAUGUUUUCCAGAGGCAAGACUCGAUACAGAAAAACAGCACGGGCAGCCAGAACACCAAGGACCAUGGCAACUCCGUGGGCUUUAAAGGGGAGCGGGAGGAGGCCAUGGUGGGCUUUGACGAUCUGGAGGGGGCGUCCAGGCAAUACGGUUUCAUGCAGAGGCAAUUUGGGGCCAUGAUGCAGCCUGGAGUCAAUAAGUUCUCCCUGCGUAUGUUCGGCAGUCAGAAAGCAGUGGAGAAAGAACAGGAGCGGGUCCAAACAGCCGGAUACUGGAUCAUUCAUCCAUAUAGCGAUUUUAGGUUCUACUGGGACUUGAUAAUGCUCAUCAUGAUGAUGGGGAAUCUAAUCAUCAUUCCUGUGGGAAUAACCUUCUUCUCAGAGCAGACCACCACCACCUGGCUGGUCUUCAAUGUUGCCUCGGACACCAUCUUUCUGGUGGACCUGGUCAUGAACUUCAGGACGGGGAUCGUCAACGAGGAGAGCUCAGAGAUCAUCCUCGACCCAAAGGUCAUCAAGAUGAAUUACCUGAAGAGCUGGUUCGUCGUGGACUUCCUCUCCUCCAUUCCAGUGGAUUAUAUCUUUUUAAUAGUAGAGAAGGGUUUUGACUCUGAGGUUUAUAAGACAGCACGCGCCCUGAGAAUCGUCCGCUUCACCAAGAUCCUCAGUCUCUUGCGGCUCCUAAGACUGUCCCGACUCAUCCGGUAUAUACAUCAGUGGGAAGAGAUUUUCCAUAUGACCUAUGACCUGGCUAGUGCAGUGGUAAGAAUAUUUAAUUUAAUAGGGAUGAUGCUGCUUCUGUGUCACUGGGAUGGUUGCCUCCAAUAUCUGGUGCCUCUGCUGCAAGACUUCCCCCCUGACUGCUGGGUGUCGCUAAACGGUAUGGUUAACGUUUCCUGGGGCAAGCAGUACUCCUACGCCCUUUUCAAGGCGAUGAGCCACAUGCUGUGUAUCGGAUACGGAGCCCGUGCGCCUGUCAGCAUGUCGGACCUGUGGAUCACCAUGCUCAGUAUGAUAGUGGGCGCCACGUGCUACGCCAUGUUUGUUGGCCAUGCCACAGCUCUGAUCCAGUCGCUCGAUUCUUCACGGAGACAGUACCAAGAGAAGUACAAACAAGUGGAGCAGUACAUGUCGUUCCACAAGCUUCCUGCGGACAUGCGGCAGAAGAUACACGACUAUUAUGAGCAUCGCUAUCAGGGCAAGAUCUUCGACGAGGACAACAUUCUGAGUGAACUCAACGACCCACUCAAAGAGGAAAUUGUCAACUUUAACUGCCGUAAACUGGUGGCCACCAUGCCCUUGUUUGCAAAUGCCGACCCCAACUUUGUGACCGGGAUGCUGAGCAAGUUAAAGUUCGAGGUCUUUCAGCCAAAUGACUACAUCAUUCGGGAAGGAACGGUGGGGAAGAAAAUGUACUUCAUCCAACAUGGAGUGGCAAGCGUCAUCACCAAAUUCAACAAGGAGAUGAAACUGACCGAUGGCUCGUACUUUGGCGAGAUCUGCCUCCUCACCAAAGGCAGACGGACGGCCAGCGUGCGUGCAGACACCUACUGUCGACUUUUCUCUCUCUCUGUCGAUCAUUUCAACGAGGUGCUAGAGGAGUACCCCAUGAUGCGACGUGCUUUUGAAACGGUCGCCAUCGACCGGCUGGACCGAAUCGGGAAGAAGAACUCCUUGCUUCUGCAGAAGUUCCAGAAGGAUCUGAAUGCCGGCGUUUUCAACACCCAGGAGAACGAGAUAUUGAAGCAGAUUAUCCGUCAGGAUCGGGAGAUGGUGAUGAUGGUGGACCGCAAGCAGUCGGUCACCGGGAUGAACUCAACGCCAAUGUCAGGAAACUCCAUCAUUAACUCGCCUGCCCAGCCGCCUUUCUCUACUGCCUUCGGUCAAUUCCAGCAGUCCUCGGUUCCUUUGACCUACAGUGCUUCAGCCAUUGCCAAUGCCUCCGCCGCCCGCAUGCUGCCAGUCGCUGCUGCUGCGGCUGCGGCUGCUGUCCAGGGCGUUUACCCUGCACCCAGCGUCUCCCAUGGCAACCUGAAUUCCUCCUCCCCCAACCCGCAGACCCCACUGCAGCAGCAAGGGGCCAUCAUGUCACCCUGCUCUUUCACCGCCGCCAUGUGUAGUCCACCAGUACAGACCCCUCUGGCGAGCCGUAGCUUCCAGUACGGAUCCCCAACAGCCUCGCAGCUGUCCUUGAUCCAGCAGCCCAUAGCUCAGCCAUCUCUGUCCUCACAGCAGCCCGCUCCGUCGACCGCAGCGAGCGGCUCUGCAGCCCAGCCGCCGCAACAAGUACCUUCGCCUCAGAGGGGAGACGUUCACAAGAGCACACAGGCGCUUCAGUCUGGCAGCUUGAGUCGAGAUCUCCGCCACUUAUCCGCCUCCCAACCAUCACUGCCACACGACACAUCGGUGGGGCCGAGAGGGCACCCGACCUCAGGAGACUCGCUCGCCUCCAUCGUGCCACCGACAGCGGCGGCCAUGCAGGGGAUGAAUCUGCAAAGCGGCAUUCGCACAACGGUGCCCCAGCGGGUCAACCUCUUCCGCCAGAUGUCAUCAGGAGCUCUUCCCCCGGUACGCUCGGCAGCGGCAGCCGCCGCUGUUGCUGCUGCGGCAGCAGCGUCCUCCACCACUACCCAGCAUAGGGAAUCCCCUGGUUCUAGGAGAGAUUCUGUCCUGAGCAGUACAGAGACUGAGCAAGACAAAAUGCGUUUUGCGUCCAAUUUAUGAUCUUUUUUUUUCUUUUCCUUGUUUAUUUUUUAUGUUUUUUUACACACCGGAGAUAGAACGGAGACGGAACAUAAUGAAAAGAACUCCAGCAUUUUUUUUGUCUCCAGUUCUCUCUUAAAAUAGCCUCAUAGAAACCUUGUACAUACAAGCCCUUGUAUAAUAUUUUAGACACAUUGCCUCCCUAAAUUUAAGAAUGUAUAUUAAACAGAUACAUCUCUCUUCUUUUACGCCAUAUUUAAAACCUAUAUGUAUAUCUAUAUAUAUGUAGAUUCAUAUAUAUAUUUAUAUAUAUAUAUACAUAUAUAUACUGCCGUGUGUGUGUGGGGGUGCCUGGAUAUGUGUGUGGGUGCAUGUGGAAACCUAAAUACAAUAUUUGGUCAUUUUAAAAAACUGUAGUAUAAACACAAGUCUUCCUUUCUGAGAAAUAUAACAAAUAAUAUAACGUAUGAUGCUUUUUUUUAAUUCACUCACACUUUAUUUUAUUUAUUUUUUUUUUUUUUUCGACUCGAAUGCAUCAUGGAUUCUGAAUGACUGCUUUUUUUUAACCACUGAAGAAGAGGAAGUUGAGCUCCUCCUAUCCAGCAGCUUUAGGCAGCACUGUGGAAAAAUAAAUGCAAGCGACACUAACAAACACUCUCCAAAAGCACAUUACACACAUCAAUUUCCCGAACAUUCAUCGCACAAACGAAUCCAAUAGUGUAUCUAAGUGUUAUCCUGCUCACAGCGACGUCAACACAGUUUGCCGAACCACUAAACCCACACAGAGACUCCACGUUCACACCGUGACAGUGUUAUGGGUCCAAAGGGAAUAGAACACAGAUAUGCUGCUUUCUUUCUUUCAGUUUUGAGGUAGAUGGAUCAAAAAUGGAUGGGUGCUUUUUGAUUUUUAUUUCAGGUGGCUGGGAUGUAAUGUUGCUUAAAAAGUCUGUGUAUAUUUAUAAUAUUUAUAAACUAAAGAUUAUCACCAUUAUGCAAUAGACUGUGACAUAAAGAUUACCUACGUAUAUGUGUGCUGUAAAUAGUUUUGUAGAGCUAGUAUUUACAGGUACUGUGUGGUGCAUUCUCUAUCAUAACAAUGUCUUACUCGUAUCCGGAACUGGGGUGUCGUCAACACGAAACGUUUCAUAAGAGAGAACCUUAAUGCGACAGCCAGCACGACUGCCACAGCGGAGGGGGCUUAACAACGGAUCCUAACGGACUCCUCAUUGAUUCCUGAUCAAUUCGCGGUGCAGCCAAACACAACUCAUGAGUGUGUUUGUGUGAUGACCACAACCACGUCCACAUUGCAGUAGCUCCAAAAACAGCCGUUUCAAUGCUCCGCCUGCCUGUAAUUAUCCAUCAAGUCGUUCGACCACAAGAAUUUGGUUACUUAACGUAGCAGAAAGGCUGAAGACGCUAACUUCUCUGUGCGUCCUCCUAUGUCACAGCUCUUGUCUUUCAUCCUGGCACGUCCUUUACUGUCUCUCCUCUGCACUCUACCUCUACCUCGGCAGGGGCUCUUCACCUGUUUACCCUGCCUGCACUCUUCUCAUCGCCUCCCCUGAUCUCUCUUCACAACAGCCAAUGACUGAUCUAAAAUCUAGCGUCAUUUUAUCAUGCAGUGUUUUGCAGUGUCUCAGCUCUAUUCAGAGUAUUGAUGUGGAGACCUGUUCUCAUAAUACCAAAGAACAAUCCUUCCAUCAAUUUCAAUUUCCAACUCAACCUUUCGGUUAAUGUGCAGGUCACUCCGAAGAAAAAAGCUAACGCGAAAUUACUCAGGCCCCAUGAGUAACCCUAGCCUAGUGGUUAAAGCUGAUGUUUCUUGGUCUAUUUUCUUCUUGGUCUAUUUUCAAGUCUAGGGUGAAAGUUAAAGAUCAACGUGUGAUGGACCAGUGGUGAAAAGACUGGUGCCUAGAGCUCAGAAUAACCGUAAAUGAAUAUUUGAAGACCCAGGUAUCGAAGCAGAAUGAGAGGCAAUGCAUACAAACAAUCCCGUUGAGGUUGAAGCACAGUCAAAUCCCACGCAAAGAAAUGAAAGAUGAAUGUCACUGAAGGCCAUAUUGGAACCAUUUCCAUUUUGCAGGUAAGAAAAAAAAUGACAACAAAACAAAAUCAAAGUCCACACACAGCUGUUAACGGAAAUGAAGUCUCAGAAACUAAAACUGUUGUGGAAGGUUGUGGUCACCCAAACAGACUGUGAACGAACCCUCACUAAUCCUUCCAUUUUCAAACAACUGCUAUGGUUCCCGGUUGGCCCCGUCUGAGGACAUCAGUCCUGGUGUGCUGCUGUGACCUCGCAGUUGAAGAACCUUGCGGAUUUUAAACCCCUUGAACGUUUUUUUCCAAGCGUCUGACUCAAGCGUUUUGGGGACGUUUCCACCCAGAGGUGAUUUCAUGUGAAGGGAAAAAGUGCUGGCGUGCAUUAAGGUUCACAUCUCAUGUAAAUCCAUCAUGCGGGCUCAGGCACUUUAAACUGGCCAGGUGUGAUGCUGGACAAGGUCAAACCAAGAUCAUCGCAGCUCUAUUAAAGCAACUAAAUCACCAAAAUCUGUUGGCUCAACCAGAAUCAAAGACGCUGCGGAGGCUGUUCUCUCUUCCGUCGUAACGGAAGAGCGGUUUAAAGUGGCAGAGCCCUGGGAGACUUGGAAGAGAUGACAUGUCUUUGCUGCAGAUUGUGUCAAUAGUGUACCAAUACAAACAACCAUCACUGUCAUGAAAGCAUGCACUGUCACAAAUACUUAAAAAAAGAGACUAUCUCAGAAAUGUUAAAUGUAAUGUUAGAUUCUGUUUGUCUGCCUAGACAUUCUGUGUGUGAACACGACUUCCCACAUGGACAUUCUUAAGUAUUUGUGCCUAAAUUAUAGCCAUGUUCCACUUUUUGUUACGAUGACGGCGUCGAUUGUUCGUACGCUGGCUUUUUUGUUUUCUUACUCUGCUCUACAUGUUCUAUGUCUCUGUGUUUUUGAUGGGAAAACGGUGGCGAAAUGUCUCAAGUUAUAGCAAUCGGUAUUUACUAUGUGAUCACUAGGGGCGGUUUUGUUCCAUGCCCAGCUCCAUAGAUUCCACAUGGAAGUCAUGUACAGUCGAAAAAAAAAGAAGUGCAAUCUUAAUACUUGGCUGGAUGAGAGGCGGAUUUGGAAGCACCUUUCUGCCGUGAUGUAGGCGUGUGGGCUGAGUAUUGAUGUGUGGAAGGAAAAUGGCCAAAGCAAAACAUCCUGAGUCAUUGUCUUUGUUUUUAAAUUGCACUUUCUGAUUUAGCAGUAAAAAGCUACAUAAUGUCCGAAUUGUUUUCUCAGGAAGGAU
Messenger RNA from Synchiropus splendidus (mandarinfish), 6283 nucleotides. RefSeq names its product potassium/sodium hyperpolarization-activated cyclic nucleotide-gated channel 1 (gene hcn1). NCBI's taxonomy places the organism in Eukaryota, Metazoa, Chordata, Actinopteri, Syngnathiformes, Callionymidae. Gene Ontology annotation, cellular component: membrane. Gene Ontology annotation, biological process: transmembrane transport; potassium ion transport. The transcript has 8 exons. The coding region runs from base 224 to 3001 and encodes 925 amino acids. The record is from RefSeq and is a predicted model, not a curated record. Gene Ontology annotation, molecular function: voltage-gated potassium channel activity.